AUGAAGAUCGCGUCCGUACUUUUAGUUGUCCACUGCUUGAUUGGUGCCGGCUUCGCCAAGUCGGUGUUUCUCGGCUAUCAGGACAGCCUGGGCCAGUACAGUUUCGGCUACAGCGCGCCAGGAUCGGCCAGGUCGGAGGUCAGAACGUCCAAUGGCGCGACCAGAGGCACUUACAGCUACGUCGACGAAACCGGCGUGAUCCAGACUGCACAGUACGUCGCAGACGGCGAGAACGGAUUCCGGGUGUACGCUACGAAUCUUCCGCAAGCGCCGCUUCCAGUCCAAGACACGCCGGAAGUGAUGGCCGCGCGCACGGCGCAUCUCCAGGCCCUGGAGAUGGCGACGCGAAGGGACGAACAGGCUCAGAGUCUUGAUGUGAAUCAAGAGGGAAAUGCGCAGGAAAAGGUGCUGGAGGACAAUCAAGAUAAUGAAAAAUCAAAUCUCGGCAAAAUGCAAGAGCAAUUGGAAGCCAAACUUGUGAAUCUUCCGCUGAAGGAACAGAAGGACGAGCUAAAAAAGGAUAAUGACGAGAGUCUACAAGCGGUUGCUUCCAGAAGCGGCGUCGAUGAAACGAACGAGAAAAACUCGCAGAAUGUCCGUGAGGAAUCCUCCGGAAAAGUGACGGAGGAAAUUGUCGGCGGCGCAAACAUCCCGGCGAUUCCAUUAAUUUCCUCUCGCGUGCUCUUACCUCAGGCAUCAAGCGGAAACACGGUGCCGAUAUUUCGCAUCUCCCAUGGAAUCUACGAGAUCGAGCCUUCCGCCAUACCGGAGUCAUCGAUCGUUCAAGGCACUUCCGGCGCGAUCACGCCAGCGGCGACGAUCUUGAAGAGCACGACAAUUUCUGACAAUCAAGCAGCAACGCCGGAGAAGGAACAACAGAUGCAACGAGCAAAUGAACAAGGUGUCGCUGUCAAUACGAUUGUACCAUUGAAUGCAAUUCCGCUGAGUUCGUCGCAUUCGAGUUUCAUUAGAUACGUAUCGCCGGUGUCUCUUCAUUACGUCGCUUACAACGUUUUGUGAAUACAACAGAAUAUACAUAUCCUUGGGAGAGAUUUCAUGGAACAAAAAUCUGGAAUAAAAUCUCAGAUGUAAUGAACAGAUUGAAUCGGGCUGUUUCUCCUUUGCGUUCUUUUUAUGUGU
This is a messenger RNA of Cataglyphis hispanica, 1140 nucleotides long. RefSeq lists its product as uncharacterized. The record is from RefSeq and is a predicted model, not a curated record. Lineage: Eukaryota; Metazoa; Arthropoda; Insecta; Hymenoptera; Formicidae. Gene Ontology annotation, molecular function: structural constituent of chitin-based larval cuticle. The transcript has 4 exons. The coding region runs from base 1 to 1020 and encodes 339 amino acids. Gene Ontology annotation, cellular component: chitin-based extracellular matrix.